Molecule: messenger RNA, 222 nt
Organism: Paramecium pentaurelia
Lineage: Eukaryota; Ciliophora; Oligohymenophorea; Peniculida; Parameciidae
Source: the annotation of a GenBank genome assembly
AUGGGAUGCACGUAAGGAAAAAAUAAGUAAAAAAGGGCUUCUUUUUAAUAUGAAAUCUAUGAAAGAGCCCAAGAAAAUUAAAUAAAAAAGGAAAUAUAAUAUGAUGUUCAUAAAAAUCCAAUAAUUUAAAGAAGAGUCAAAACUCAUUCAUAAACUCCUGAUCAAUAGAAUAGAACAGAUUAAUAAUCUGAUCUCCUUUCAAAUUAGAGAUCUUAAUUUUGA